This is a messenger RNA of Schizosaccharomyces osmophilus, 789 nucleotides long. RefSeq names its product Bin3 family, 7SK RNA methyltransferase Bmc1 (gene bmc1). Gene Ontology annotation, molecular function: RNA methyltransferase activity; O-methyltransferase activity; snRNA binding. The transcript is spliced from 2 exons. Bases 1 to 789 code for a protein of 262 amino acids. Lineage: Eukaryota; Fungi; Ascomycota; Schizosaccharomycetes; Schizosaccharomycetales; Schizosaccharomycetaceae. Gene Ontology annotation, biological process: snRNA modification. The record is from RefSeq and is a predicted model, not a curated record.
AUGUUUACCGAACGCUAUGGGAACUAUCAAAACUAUUACUCUAUGCGAGGCGAUGGAUCUGUACUAGAUUCUCGAAUCAAAGCUUUACCAUAUGAUUUAUUUGAAAACACGUCUGUUCUGGAUGUCGGCUGUAAUAAUGGAACUAUAACAACGCAGGUUGCGUCUUUAUUUAACGUAAAGUAUGCUUUAGGAAUUGACAUUGAUUUAACGUUGAUCAAGAAAGCAGAGAAGCAUCUUGAAUUUGUUGCUUCGAGGAUCGGCCCUUCGAAUGACCACUGUCCGAUGAUUUCAAGACACAAUUUUUACCCAAUAUCCAGCAUAAAAAAGUUUUCAAGGAUCCAAAAAAAGUUUCAAGGAUCCUUAAAUGAACAAGGAUUUCCUCACAACGUUCAGUUUCAAGCCGUGGAUAUCCAAAGAUGGCAAUCCAAAAAGCGCUUUCACACAAUUCUAGCCCUCUCCAUUACCAAGUGGAUUCAUUUAAAUGGACUAGACGAAGGCUUGCUUGCAUUUUUUAAAAAUAUGCAUGCUGUUUUGGAAACAGACGGUGCACUUAUAAUAGAGCCUCAGUCAUGGGAUUCGUAUCUUAAAGCAGCAAAAAAAAAUUCCAUAUUUGAGAGAUCACUUCCUAAAAUUCGUAUACGGCCUGAAAAUUUCCCUGAAAUUUUAGAACAAAAUGGAUUUGAUCUUCAGACUGUUGUAAGUUCGGAAGACACGAAACCAAAAAAUUAUGAACAGAAAGGUUUUUUAAAAAGAGAUGUAUUCGUAUAUAGGAAGAAAAGAAAUCCUUAG